CCUCCGCAUAUCCGUAUGGCGUGCUCAACGGCGGCGGGCGUCGAGGCGACCGCCCUCCUGUCCCCCCGUCCCGCCACGUGUCCAGUCGCCGGGCGCCGCGUCGCCCAGUUCUGCCGGACUCGACACCGCAGCCUCAGGGCGGCUGCGCAACGUCCCGGCCAGAAGAGUACAACCGGCGCCGACCCGCUUAAUGGUGUUCAGAGCGACGAAGCAGCGGUUUCCACUGGCAAAGGACGACAAAGGAACUACAGUGAUGGAGAUGGCAUAUCGAAUCUUCAGCUGGAAGAUCUGGUAGGAAUGAUACAGAACACCGAGAAAAAUAUACUUCUUUUGAAUCAAGCUCGUGUUCAGGCAUUGGAACAUGCUGAUAAAAUUCUUAAAGAAAAAGAAGCCUUGCAGAGGAAGAUAAACAUUUUAGAGACGAAGUUGUCAGAAGCAGAUGCACAACAUAAGCUUUCAGCUGAAGGGAAUUCCAGUGACUCACAGCUAGUAAUGGAGUUUGAUGUUCUAAAGGAAGAGAAUAUUCUACUCAAGGAGGACAUAGAAUUCCUUAAAACAAAACUUAUCGAGGUUGCCGAAACAGAGGAGAGUAUAUUCAAAUUGGAGAAAGAGCGUGCUCUUUUAGAUGCUUCCCUUAGGGAGCUGGAGUCUAGGUUUAUAGCUGCCCAAGCAGAUAUGAUGAAACUUGGUCCUAGGAAGUAUGAUGCCUGGUGGGAGAAAGUAGAAAAAUUGGAAGACUUGCUUGAGACCACAGCAAACCAAGUAGAGCAUGCUGCUUUGGUAUUGGACCACAAUCAUGAUCUGCAGGAUAAGCUUGACAAAUUAGACGAGUCACUGCAAGCAGCAAAUAUUUCAAAGUUCUCCUCUUAUCUUGUUGAUCUUUUGCAGCAAAAGGUAAAAUCAGUUGAAGAACGCUUUCAAGCAUGUAACCAUGAAAUGCAUUCUCAAAUUGAACUGUAUGAGCACUCAAUAGUCGAAUUUCAUGGUACUCUUAGCAAACUAAUAGAGGAAAGUGAGAAAAGAUCACUGGAGAAUUUCACAGGAAACAUGCCUUCGGAAUUAUGGAGCAGAAUUUCCCUUUUGAUUGAUGGGUGGUUACUUGAAAAGAAAAUAUCUUACAAUGAUGCAAAUACAUUACGAGAAAUGGUUCGGAAAAGGGACAGUCGUCUUCGCGAAGCGUACUUGUCUUGCAGAGAUACCGAAAGCAGAGAAGUUAUGGAUAAUUUUCUGAAGAUGGCACUACCAGGAACCAGCUCUGGUUUGCACAUUGCCCACAUAGCAGCAGAGAUGGCUCCUGUCGCAAAGGUUGGUGGCCUGGCGGAUGUGAUAUCUGGCCUUGGGAAGGCACUUCAGAAAAAAGGGCAUCUAGUAGAGAUUAUUCUUCCCAAAUAUGACUGCAUGCAGGUUGACCAAGUUAGCAAUCUUAAGGUUUUAGAUGUUCUUGUGCAGUCCUACUUUGAAGGAAAUAUGUUCAACAACAAAAUUUGGACAGGGACUGUUGAAGGCCUACCUGUUUACUUUAUCGAGCCAGAGCAUCCGGCGAAGUUCUUUUGGAGGGCUCAGUACUACGGAGAGCAUGAUGACUUUAAACGUUUUUCGUACUUCAGCCGUGCGGCACUGGAAUUACUUUACCAAUCUGGGAAGAAAGUUGAUAUAAUCCACUGCCAUGACUGGCAAACUGCAUUUGUGGCACCUCUUUAUUGGGAUGUAUAUGCCAAUCUAGGCUUCAAUUCAGCUAGAAUUUGCUUCACUUGUCACAAUUUUGAAUAUCAAGGAAGUGCUCCAGCUCGUGAUUUAGCAUGGUGUGGCCUUGAUGUUGAGCACCUAGAUAGACCAGACAGGAUGCGGGACAACUCACAUGGAAGAAUAAAUGUUGUUAAGGGUGCAAUUGUGUAUUCGAACAUCGUGACAACUGUCUCACCAACAUAUGCACUAGAGGUUCGCUCGGAGGGUGGGCGUGGACUCCAAGAUACACUUAAAGUACAUUCCAGGAAAUUUCUUGGGAUACUUAAUGGAAUUGACACAGAUACAUGGAACCCUUCCACUGAUAGGUAUCUCAAGGUCCAGUAUAAUGCUAACGAUCUCCAGGGAAAGGCAGCAAACAAAGCAGCCCUGAGAAAACAGCUAAACCUGGCUUCUGCAUAUCCUUCACAACCGCUGGUUGGUUGCAUUACAAGACUAGUUCCUCAGAAGGGUGUACAUCUCAUCAGGCAUGCAAUAUACAAAACGGCUGAAUUGGGAGGACAGUUUGUCCUUCUGGGUUCAAGUCCAGUACCAGACAUUCAAAGGGAGUUUGAAGGUAUUGCAGAAUAUUUUCAGAACAACAACAAUAUCCGGCUGCUUUUGAAGUACGAUGAUGCUUUGUCUCAUUGUAUAUAUGCUGCAUCUGACAUGUUCAUUGUUCCCUCUAUAUUUGAGCCAUGUGGCCUCACUCAGAUGAUAGCUAUGAGAUAUGGUUCCGUGCCAAUUGUUCGAAAAACUGGUGGAUUGAAUGAUAGUGUGUUUGACUUUGAUGAUGAAGCAAUUCCUAUGGAAGUGCGAAAUGGCUUUACAUUUGUCAAGGCCGACGAGCAGGGACUAAGCGGCGCGAUGGAAAGGGCGUUCAACUGCUACACAAGAAAACCUGAGGUCUGGAAACAGUUGGUGCAGAAAGACAUGAGGAUAGAUUUCAGCUGGGACACUUCAGCUUCGCAGUACGAAGACAUCUAUCAAAAGGCAGCGGCUCGAGCGAGGGCAGCAGCUUGAUGAGCACGGAGAGCGCAUGUUUCGUGAAGCCUACAUACAUGCCCUUCUUCUCCCCGGCCCGGCCCUUGGCUACAAAUGCUCAUUUGCUGAUAGGAUCAGGGAUCAGAAUCAUAUAGGAAGUUGGAUGCUCUUAACGCACAUUUCCUUGGUGGCAGCCAAUGUGACCUAUGCCUGGCAAUACAUUAAGGUGUCUACUGAGGCACACAGAACGCAAAGGCAGAAGCAGGCGUUGGCCAUCUAUCACGGAUAUGAUGAAACUGAUAAGUUUGUAGCACGUGCACUGUUGUUGGCAUAAAUUGGUGUAAAUUAUGAACUGUACAUGUGCUGUGUGCAUAGUCGUACUAUUCCCGAGGAAGAAAUCUUAUGGUCCAUGA
Messenger RNA from Lolium rigidum, 3119 nucleotides. RefSeq names its product probable starch synthase 4, chloroplastic/amyloplastic. The transcript is spliced from 17 exons. Lineage: Eukaryota; Viridiplantae; Streptophyta; Magnoliopsida; Poales; Poaceae. Bases 16 to 2745 code for a protein of 909 amino acids. The record is from RefSeq and is a predicted model, not a curated record. Gene Ontology annotation, molecular function: alpha-1,4-glucan glucosyltransferase (UDP-glucose donor) activity.